Phycomyces blakesleeanus NRRL 1555(-) is the source of this 333-nucleotide messenger RNA. RefSeq lists its product as hypothetical. The record is from RefSeq and is a predicted model, not a curated record. Bases 1 to 333 code for a protein of 110 amino acids. Lineage: Eukaryota; Fungi; Mucoromycota; Mucoromycetes; Mucorales; Phycomycetaceae. The transcript has 2 exons.
AUGCGUCAAAGUGGAGGUCGUGCCAAGGAUAUCAUCUUUAUCUUAUUACUAUUACAACAACUACUGUGUGUGCUUCCUACUAUGUCUACUACAACAUCCGCAAACCGAUCCCAGAUCACCAAGUUCCUUGCUACCCCUGAGUCCUUCACCGGUGUCAAUGAAUCCCAAAUCACCACCUGGUCCGCUUUUAACGAAGCAUUCAAGAAGCAAUUCAUUGCCAAACAUCUGGAAGAUGUCUGGUGGCAAGAACUCGAAGGCAUACAACAAAGUCCUUUCAAUCAAUCAAUGAUGUUGCGUUUCGUCUACAGAAGUUAUUCAGCUUUGUCGGUCUAG